AUGAACGCAUUUCACAUCUUUGCCGCCGUAGCUGGCGUUUUCGGAGCCUUCGUGGCCAGUGUACCUUCUGUGAUGGCUGUUGGCCACCGUUGCGUGCUGGGCAGUGGUAGCGAGAUCAUUGAGCAGGGUCCUUCCCGCCUUCUCAUUGUCGGAAACCCUAUCAUAGAUAUGUCGGCUUCUGUUGAUUAUUCCGUCGUUGAGCAGCUCAAUCUUAUCAAGGGAGAGUCUAAGGGACUUGUGACCCCGGAGGAUUUCAAAAAGCUCGGCGACUCUAUCACCGUUCAAGCCCGCAAUGCUGGUGGCGCGUCUGGCAACACUGCUCGCGCAUACGGUUAUCUCGGUGGCCAGGUUGCCUUCCUUGGUCGUUGCGGCGAGGAUGAGUUUGCUGACCAGUUCAGCCAGUCUCUUGCCGAAAACGGUGUUGAAGACCUCACCAUCCGCAUUCCGGACAACUUCACCACCCAACUGUACUCGCUUGUUACGCCUGACGCUGAGCGCACGAUGUACGUGCUAUCGGGAGCUUCCCGCACGUUGGAAUCGGCUGAUGUUGAUGAGAGCUUGAUGGACAACUUCGACUACUAUGUUGUGGACGCUUUUGUGUACUUCGGCGAUGAGCGUGUUGCUCUUACCAACAAGAUGGUUGACGCUGCUCUUAGCCGCGGUAAGGGUGUCAUAACUCUUUUUUCGAACAUGACCUGCAUUCGUCGCAGUGGUGAAUUGUUGAGGCAACUUGCUGACAAAUCUACCUACAUUUCUGGAAACGUUGAGGAGUACUGCGCGUUGUAUGGUAUGCCUAACCGUGAACAAGUGUUCCGUAUGUUUGAAGAGCGCACCUCUGGACCCAACCCUCAACACAAACUCGUGAUCAUCACCAUGGGUCACCUGGGUGCGAUGGUUGUGUACCAGGGUAAGCGCUACCCUGUGCCUCCUUGCGACGUGAGCGUCGUUGACACGACUGGUGCAGGUGACUUCUUUGCUGGUUCGUUCCUCUACGGUGUGCUGAACGGUUGGACCAUAAGGAAGUCUGCUAAAUUCGCAAUUGCUAUGGUUGGCGAUAUCCUUUCGCACAUGGGUAUCAGCAUCAGCGAUGGAACCCGCGCUAAGAUCGACGCUAUCAAGGGUAUUGCGUGA
Molecule: messenger RNA, 1131 nt
Organism: Babesia ovata
Lineage: Eukaryota; Apicomplexa; Aconoidasida; Piroplasmida; Babesiidae
Product: sugar kinase
Exons: 1
Coding region: 1-1131 (376 amino acids)
Source: RefSeq, a predicted model, not a curated record